Molecule: messenger RNA, 6578 nt
Organism: Hippoglossus stenolepis (Pacific halibut)
Lineage: Eukaryota; Metazoa; Chordata; Actinopteri; Pleuronectiformes; Pleuronectidae
Gene: smarcc1a
Product: SWI/SNF related, matrix associated, actin dependent regulator of chromatin, subfamily c, member 1a
Exons: 28
Coding region: 88-3471 (1127 amino acids)
Biological process (GO): positive regulation of DNA-templated transcription
Cellular component (GO): SWI/SNF complex; nBAF complex; npBAF complex
Molecular function (GO): nucleosomal DNA binding; histone binding
Source: RefSeq, a predicted model, not a curated record
UCCGGAAGCUGCGCAGUGCGGUUGUGAGGAGUUAGUGCGAGCGGCGCCGCGGAGGAGAAAGACAACGACAAGCGGACUAAACACACAAUGGCGACGGCAACGGCAGGCGGGACGGGCUCCGGCGGACCGGCCACCGGCCUGGUCGGCGGCGGCGGGGCGGCGCUGGGACGCAAGAAGGACGGCGGCCCGUCCACGAAGUUCUGGGAGAGCUCGGAGACGAUCUCGCAGAUGGAGACGGUGCGCCAGUGGAUCGGGAAACACUACAAGAAGUAUGUCCAGAACGACUCCCCCUCCAGUAAAUCCUUGGCGGGCCUGGUCGUCCAGCUGCUGCAGUUCCAGGAGGACGCGUUUGGACGCAGAGUCAACAAUCCUGCUCUUACCAAGCUACCUGCAAAAUGUUUCCAGGAUUUCAAGGCAGGAGGUUCCCUCUGUCACAUCUUGGGGUCUGUCUACAAGUUCAAGAGUGAGCAGGGCUGGCGUCGAUUUGAUCUGCAGAAUCCCUCCCGGAUGGACAGGAACGUGGAAAUGUUCUUGAAUGUUGAGAAGAACUUGGUUCAGAAUAACUGCCUGACUCGACCCACUGUCUUCCUGUCGCCGGACAUCGAGCAGAAACAGGCCAGUAAGCUCAAAGACAUCAUCAAGAGGCACCAGGGCUCGAUUACUGAUGACAAGUCGAAGGCCACCCACCACAUUUAUCCCUCAGCAUCCCAACAAGACGAAGAGGAGUGGCUUCGACCUGUCAUGAGGAAAGACAAGCAGGUGCUGGUGCACUGGGGUCUCUACCCAGACAGCUAUGAUACCUGGGUAUCAGCCGGCGAGGUGGACGGUGACGUGGAGGAUCCUCCGAGCACUGACCGACCCUGGAAGGUUCACGCCAAGUGGGUUUUAGAGACCGACGCCUUCAACGAGUGGAUGAACGAAGAAGACUACGAGGUCGACGAGAACAAGAAGCCAGUCAGCUUCCGCCAGAGGAUCUUCCCCAAAGAGGAGGAGUCUUCCCGUACACCCGAUCGAAAGGAGCGCAAAGCCAACUCCGCCGGCAAGAAGAGGAGGCGCUCGCCCUCGCCGCCCAGUACUCCCGUUGAGUCUCGCAAGAAGGGAGGAAAGAAGGGGAAUCCCGGGCCUCACUGGAAGCGACGAGGCCACAGAGGCGAAGAGGAGGACACGGAGGAGGACAUGACCAAGGACCUAGACGACUCGUCGGCUGGUGCCAGCUUGGAGGAGGGCAGCGUUUCCAAAAACGCAAGUUCAAAGAAAGACAGCGAAAACACUCCGGUGAAAGGAGGGAAUGUGGCCGACCUGGAUGACAUGGAGGACGACUCUGUGCUGUCUGGUGGAAAGGAUGACGAGGACCAGGGCAAAGCUGAAAUCAACCGGCUGAUCGACGCUGGCGAGGACAACGUGACUGAACAGACUCAUCACAUCAUCAUCCCCAGCUACGCUGCCUGGUUCGACUACAACUGCAUCCAUGAGAUUGAGAGAAGAGCCCUCCCCGAGUUCUUCAACGGAAAGAACAAGUCCAAAACUCCAGAGAUAUACCUGGCCUAUCGUAACUUCAUGAUCGACACGUACCGGCUGAACCCUCAGGAGUAUCUCACCUCCACCUCCUGCCGCAGGAACCUGACCGGAGAUGUGUGCGCCAUCAUGAGGGUCCAUGCGUUCCUGGAGCAGUGGGGUUUGGUCAAUUACCAGGUCGACUCAGAUAGUCGCCCUCUGCCCAUGGGCCCCCCACCCACACCCCACUUCACUGUGCUGGCUGACACACCCUCCGGCCUCAUACCCCUGAACCACAGACCCCCACCGAUUCCUCCUCAACAGCCGAUGCCGAACUUCAUCGACAAAGGCAAAGAGAAAUCCAUCGACCUGCAGAACUUUGGCCUUCGCACCGACCUCUACAAGAAAAGCGCCAAGUAUCUUUCUCUGCAGGCUAAAGCCGUCACUUCCACCAGGGACUGGACCGAGCAGGAGACUCUCCUGCUGCUGGAGGCUCUGGAGAUGUUCAAAGACGACUGGAACAAAGUGUCGGAGCACAUAGGUUCCCGCACCCAGGACGAGUGUAUCCUGCACUUCCUGCGGCUGCCCAUCGAGGAUCCCUACCUGGAGAGCACGGAGUCCACUCUGGGCCCUCUGGCCUACCAGCCCAUACCCUUCAGCCAGUCUGGAAACCCCGUCAUGAGCACUGUCGCCUUCCUGGCCUCUGUGGUCGACCCCAGAGUCGCAUCUGCUGCGGCCAAGGCAGCUCUAGAGGAGUUUUCCCGUGUGCGUGAGGAGGUGCCUGCUGAGCUGGUGGAGGCUCAUGUGAAGAAGGUGCAGGAGGCGGCGAGGAGCACAGGAAAGGUGGACCCCGCCUUCGGCCUGGAGAGCAGUGGCAUCGCUGGCACGGCCCCCGAGGAGCCGGAAAAGACCGAAACCGCAGAGCCAGAAAAGAUGGACACGGACUCAGACUCCCAACAGGCUGAUAAGGCGGAGUCGAAGGAGGAGGCAGAGAAGCCCAGUGAGUCUGCAGAAAAGAGCGACAAGACGGACGCUGCGGACAAGGUGAAGAAGGAGGGAGGAGAGACGUCGGACCGCGAGGAGGAGGCAGAGGAAGGAGGAGAGGCCAAGACGUCUCCAGCAGAAAAAGAAAAGGAGGAGACCAUGGAGACAUCGCCCUCAGAGCAGGAGAAGGAGAAGGAGGAGAAGGCAGCUGAAGAUGAGGGAGAGGAGAAGAGGAAGAAGCUGGAGCACGACAUCGGAGAGGGAAACAUCGCCACGGCGGCCGCAGCUGCUCUGGCAUCUGCUGCCACCAAGGCCAAGCACUUGGCGGCGGUGGAGGAGAGGAAGAUCAAGUCCCUGGUUGCUCUGCUGGUGGAGACGCAGAUGAAGAAGCUGGAGAUUAAGCUGAGGCACUUCGAGGAGCUUGAGACCAUCAUGGACCGAGAGAAAGAAGCGUUGGAGCUCCAGCGGCAGCAGCUGCUCACCGAGCGCCAGGCGUUCCACAUGGAGCAGCUCAAAUACGCCGAGAUGAAGGCGAGGCAGCAGAUGGAGCAACAAGCUGCUGCUGCUGCCGCCGCCGCUGCUGCAGCUGCCCAGGCCCAGGGACAGGCCCCCGGAUCUGGGCCCCCUCAACCAGGCAUGCACCCCGGAGGACCCCCUCCACACCACGGAGGACCCCCACCACACCACGGAGGACCACCGCCCGGUGCUGCCAUGCACCCUGGCUACCCCCCAAUGGGUCACCACCCCAUGGCCACUCUCCACCCAGGACCACCAGGACCGAUGGGACCAAACCAGCCGAUACCUGGACGUAUGAUGCCGGGGCCGCCCUCCGCAGGCCCCCCGUCUGGCGGCAUGGCUCCCAUGAUGCCCCCACGCCACGCUGGAGCUCCCAACGGCUUGUACCCUGGCCCAGCACCUGCACAACCUGAACCGGUUCCUGCAGUCCCUGUGGGUCCUCCAGCCCCCCCGAGUGCACGAGUGGCUGACAACUAAGAACUAAACACACACGCACACAAACAAAAGCACACACACACACACACAAAACUAACUUUAUCUCUGAAACCCAGUCCCCCGUAUUUGAUGGCCUUCGCGACCGAUUCAAUAUAUUCCCCUCAGAUCUCAAAAACUCCAUUAACGUCUUCACAGGACACACAUGCACACACACACACUCAGGGUUCAGUGGCAAGGGUAACCCAAUUAUACACACACAGACACACACACACACACACACAUCCAGGCUUCCUCUCAGGGCACAAGACUUGUCCAGUAAUAAACACUGUUUUCUGCUCUUGGGUCAGAUGGAGGCUGGAGAGAAUAUGUACAGGACAGAUAAGGACCUCAGUGUGUCUCAAAGUUUUCCUGUUUGAAAUGACACUGUAACCCCAUCCUGUCUCUUCACCACGCACACACACACCCUCUCAUCUCGUCUCUAAGCCAAUCACUAGGGGGAGCUAGUGAGACCAGACAGCAGGGGUUUGUGUGUUCGUGCUCUGAGCUGUAACACACAAACACAGACCAUUCACACAAUAUUAUGAAUAAAACACACACACACACACACAGAAGAGGACCCAGCCUGCCCUCACUCUAGUCUUGUCGAGUAUCUACCUCUCGCUCCUCUUUUUAAACAAUACACUGUAGUUCUUUGUGUGUGUCUGUGGAUGUGUGUGUUGUGCUCAGGAUAGAGGAGUGUGAGAUGGCGACUCACUCGUCUGCCUCCUCUGAGCAGUUUGUGUCUCGUGUAAGAUGAAGAGACACAGAAAUAUGAUCGCCUACAGGCAAAAAAAGUUUCAAAUCGCAGAAAAAGUUGCAGAUCAACAGGACAAAAUCCAAAAUUCGACAUAUUAAAGCACGUUGACGACUCUUCUGGGGGGUUACCCACAAAAAUAAACCCUACAUGUCAUUUGUACAAAGCCCAUGAAAAGCCCAAAGCCAACAAUGUACUGUACGUCUCCACCUUGUCUGAGGCUCUCGAGCCAAUUUGUUCCAACUGUAGAGUGAAAUCUUUAAAACCCCUCACAAAUAAUUUCAUUUUCCUAAAACGUAUAUACAGCGAAGCUCUUGUGCAACAUUGUGGCACAUUGAUGUAUUUCUAACAGUUAUUAAAUAACAAUUAAGCUGAAUCGGUAAGAAUGAAACAUAAAAUACCGUCAAACUUUUCUUUAAGCAUUAACACCACGCUCUCAGAUUUGAGUGACGUGAGUCUGUUAAAACCUCAGAGGGAGAACCGGCGUCUAAACUCACCACCAUCCUCAGCAUUGUAACACACAUGUACACACAAACACACACACAGAAACGUAAGCUAGGCUGAGGCUCACACUGGAGGCUGCGUCCACACACACACCGACUUGGCCAGACCCUGCCACAAAGCACUGGACAACCACACACACACAGACACACACACAUGCAGACACAUACAUAUAAUCUCCUGCUGACCUUCACACGGCCUUUACAGAGAGGGAGACGCUGUGAUGCGGCUCGACUGAAACAUCCGACCGCGAGCGACACUCUUCCUCGGCGCGGUGGGCUCGUAGAUGUUUUUAGGUGCUGAUACUGUAGCGACUGAACCCCCCCCCACAUCCCAACCUCCCUCCUCCUCACACCCUUGCUCAAAAUCUCUUAACGCCUUGUGCUGCCUACCUCGCUAACCCCUCGCACUGACUUCUUUGCUUUUUAGCCACUAGCCACGGUAAAAAAAAUAAAAUUAGCAAUAUCCUCACUCCUGCAUAUCGACCUGUUUGGGCGGCGAAUGAGAAGAAAUCACGAUUUCACAGUUUAGCCCUGUGACCUGUUAUGUUGCAGUUAUUAAAAAAAAAAAGGAAAAUGAACCCGGGGGAACAACCACUGAACGUUUUAUUACCCAGCUGAAAUGUGUGAGAUGUUAAUGUCAUGUCAACAGCUGAUCUGAAACUUUUAGACGUGUCACGGUGUUUUUCAGCAGCUGUUGUUGAACUGUAGGUUGUCAAAUGUUCCUUUUUCGGAGAAUUUUAAAAGUACUUUUUGUUCAUAUUUUCUGAAUAAACACGUGACCCUGGACUCAUCGGUCAGUCUCACCACGGGCUCCAUCAGCGACUCAUUGUUGUAGACGUUCAACUUUCCAUUUUCCUGUGGAUUAUAAUAACUUGUAGUCGUUUAAAUCGUGUUGUCUGCUCAGGACCAUCGACUGAGUUUCAAUCAAAAGCUCCAGGAUCGUGUUUGCAGGAUAUAAUUACAGCGGAGGGAGAAAUCGACUCUUUUCCGCCCAGCACGGAUAUUUAACACGCAUCACAUUUUAUUUAUUUGGUUAAGUUUGCUUGAACGUGUGACUUAAAUCAGCUUCAUAUAUUUACCACGAAUGUAAGUCCCAUUUCAAAAAUCCUGUUUUCAAAUAGAGGUAAAACUGUUUCGGAAUUAAAAGUUUAGCAUCUGAAAUUCUCCCCCUCAUUUCGUGUGUGAUUUAAAAAAUAACUUGUUGGUCGUCUCGUGCGUUCCACGUUAAUAACUGCGAACGACUUUGUUUUAAUGUGAAAUCUUAAACCACUCCCGCCCUCCUCUUCCUCCUCCUCCUCCUCCUCCUCCUCUCGCUAGCACUGUUAGUAUCUCUGCUACCUCUUCGUCGUUCAUCCGCUAGCUACCUCUUUCUAGAAAUCUUCCUCUCGCUAUGUGCUACCUCUGUGCGCGCCCCUUCUCUACCUCUCGUCCCUUUUUCUUUCCACCUCUUUCUGUUUCCCGCCCACAUGACUGCUGCAUCACUGACUGUUGCCCUCUUCUCCCGCUCCGUCGGGGGGGGAAAAAGAAUUUAAAAAAUCCCUCGUACGGUCGUUGACUCUCGCCCUCGUUCGCCGCGCCCCCUCCUUUCUCAUUGGACAUCGUGCCCCGGCUUGUUAUGUAAUAUCACUUAAAUAUGACGGGAAUCCCCUUUACAUAUAUGAUCUUUAAUCGAUUCUUUCUUGUGUUAAUGGUAAUGUAUUUUUAAGGAGAAGUUUUUGUGUAGAUGGAAGUUUUUCUCUGUUCUUUGGAAGUUUGUAGCAUUUGUUUGCUUUUUUUUUUUUUUCUUUUUUUUGUAUGGGGUCUGUUGGUACUUGGACCUGGACACUGUCGAAUAAACUGUGUUUUGUAUGAGC